Messenger RNA from Linum tenue, 959 nucleotides. The record is from the annotation of a GenBank genome assembly. NCBI's taxonomy places the organism in Eukaryota, Viridiplantae, Streptophyta, Magnoliopsida, Malpighiales, Linaceae.
GAACAAAACAAACAAUAUGACGCUGCUAAAUUCUGCUCAAGUGGAUCAGAAUCGUCCUGCUUCUUCGACUUCUUGCUCCAUGAAGCUCGAGAGGAAAGUUGUGGAGAAAAAUAGAAGGAACCAUAUGAAGACUCUGUACUCCCGCCUCUACUCUCUCCUCCCCACUUCUCGCUCCAAUCAGGGAUCAGCUGCUGUGGGAAUCUCGUCCUCGACGUCGCCUGGAUCAGGAGUUGCUGACCAGAUAGACGAGGCAAUAAGCUACAUAAAGAGCAUGGAAUCGAAGCUGAAGAAAUUGGAGGAGAAGAAAGAAAGUCUAGCGGCGAGCAGAAAGAGACUGCGCAAAUGUAGUAGCGGUAUAUGUUGUAGUGAUGGACCGAAGUCAAAGGGGGCGAGGAGAUGGUCGGCGGCGCCGGAAUUGCAGAUCCGGGAAGUGGGUUCUGUUGUGGAGGUGGUUUUGACAAGUGGGUCCGGGUCGGGCUGUGAUGAGUCCAUGGUGCUGUUUCAGGAUGCGAUCCGAAUUCUCGAGGAUGAAGGCCUUGAAGUUCUGAAUGCUAGCUUCGCUGUAGCUGGGAAUUCCACUUUCUUCUCUACUCUUCAUGCAAAGAUAGAGGAAUCUUGUUUCAGCUUUGAAGGAGCAAAAGCGUCGGAAAGGCUGCAAAGGUUAGUUUAUGGGUCUGUAAGCGAUCAAGAAUUGGAGGCAGAGUUAUGGGACCUGGGUCCUGGAGAUUCAUACUGAUACCUGGUAGCUGCUUCAUAUAUACUUGUAAUUCCUUGAUAGCCUAGACAACCAUUUAUCUUUAGAGUCCAUGUAAUGGAAUUGUACUGAAGAGUAUAACUUCUGUAGUUUCUGUCUCUGAGAUUUCAUCUCUCGGAGAUUCAUACUGUAGUUUCUGUCUCUCAGACCCUUCUCCACUAUUUUGGAUAGUAUUUAUGGUUCUACCUUUUUCUUAGCAACGGGC